This is a messenger RNA of Arabidopsis arenosa, 993 nucleotides long. The record is from the annotation of a GenBank genome assembly. Lineage: Eukaryota; Viridiplantae; Streptophyta; Magnoliopsida; Brassicales; Brassicaceae.
UCUCAAAUUCUCCGAUAACCAUGAGUAAGGGUCCGGGACUAUUCGCCGACAUCGGAAAAUCUGCGAAAGAUCUGUUGACGAGAGAUUACAGUACCGAUCAGAAAUUCAGUAUCUCCACUAACAGUGUCUCCGGCGUCGCUCUUACUUCCACUGCUCUCAAGAAUGGAGUACUACAUGCUGCUAAUGUUGCUACACAAUACAAGUAUAGAAAUGCUUUGUUCGAUGUCAAGAUCGAUACUGAUUCCAAUAUCUUGACAACCGUCACAUUCACUGAGAUCCUCCCAUCGACAAAAGCCAUUGCCUCCUUCAAAGUGCCAGAUUACAACUCUAGCAAGCUGGAAGUCCAAUAUUUCCAUGAUCACGCAACAGUUACAGCCGCUGCAGCCUUACAACAAAACCCUCUAAUUGAUGUAACAGCCACUCUUGGCUCACCAACUAUCUCAUUUGGUGCUGAAGCUGGGUAUGACACCACAUCUCGUACUUUCACAAAGUACAACGUCGGAAUCAGUGUCACAAAGCCAGAUCGAUGUGCCUCCAUAAUAUUGGGAGAUAAAGGCGAUUCGAUCAAAGCUUCAUAUCUUUAUCACCUAAAUGAGUCGAAGAGAAGCGCGGCAGUUGGAGAGGUUGUCAGGAAAAUCUCAACUAAUGAGAACACAGUAACUGUUGGUGGAUUGUAUGCGGUUGAUCACUUGACGAAUGUUAAAGCUAAGCUGAACAGUAACGGUAAGCUUGGAGCUGUUCUGCAACAUGAGGUCCUUCCAAAAUCGAUAGUGACCAUCUCAGGUGAGAUUGAUACCAAGACAUUAGACAAGUACCCAAGGUUUGGUCUCUCUCUUGCCCUUAAACCUUGAAGAGCUACCCAUACCAUUUGUAUUUGGUUUAACAAUGGAGACUACCCUUUUUUCUCUUCUAUGACAUUGUUUAGAGUUGAGUUCGUUGUUUUGAAAAAUGGAUCCCUCAGGUAAUAUCCUACUGUCGGAUAAUUCUUUUUCG